UGUUAUGUAGGUGUAUUUCAUGAUAAUGUUUUCUUUUUGUGCCUGUCUUAUCACUCCGAUUCGGCAUGGGGUGGCUCAAGCGGGCUACCUACGGCACAGGUGGCAUGUUGACUCAAUGUCUCUGGGUCCGCAAAUCGGACAGACAACUGUGAAGUAUACUGACUAUAUAAAGCCGCCAACACCCGCUUUAUAGCCUAUUUCUCGAAUCUAUUCAGCGAAUUGUUGACUCAAAGACCAUUGACUCGAAAUUCUGUCGACUUGGCUCACCAACAAAAUGAAGCUCAGGCAAUUGUCGACGGCGCUCGCGCCCAGAAGGCUCGUUGCACAGCAAUGGGCAAGCUCUUCAGCGAUGGCGGCUAGGCUAUACAGCACUUCGAAGCUGGCUGAAAUGGAUGCAUCGAAGCUCACUAUCAUCAAGACUACUACACCUAAGGAGCUUAUAGCACCCAAGGACCUUGUCUUUGGACACACUUUCACGGAUCAUAUGCUAACCUGCGAAUGGACGGCCGAAGAAGGAUGGUACGCGCCCAAGAUUGCCCCAUAUCAGAACCUUUCACUAGACCCGUCAUCCUGCGUCUUCCACUACGCAUUCGAAUGUUUCGAAGGAAUGAAGGCAUACAAGAAUGAUGCUGGAGAGAUCCGCCUGUUCCGACCAGAGAAGAACAUGGCCCGCUUCAACACAUCUUCUGCUAGAAUUGCUCUUCCCACGUUCGACCCCGAGGUUCUCACUGGCCUCAUUGCCAAGCUCGUCAAGCUCGACGAGCGCUUCAUUCCCAACCAAAAGGGAUACUCUCUAUACCUCCGCCCAACAAUGAUCGGUACCCAGGCCACCCUCGGUGUUGGCCCACCAGGCAGCGCAUUGAUGUUUGUGAUUGCAUCCCCAGUGGGCCCAUAUUAUCCAACUGGUUUCAAGGCUAUUUCACUGGAAGCCACCGACUACGCCGUGCGCGCAUGGCCAGGUGGUGUUGGUGACAAGAAGCUGGGUGCCAACUACGCUCCCUGCAUCGUGCCACAGCUUGAGGCUGCCAAGCGCGGGUUCCACCAGAACCUGUGGUUGUUCGGCAAGGAGGAGUAUGUUACUGAGGUCGGAACCAUGAACAUGUGGGUGGCCAUGAAGAACAAGGAGACCGGACAGAAGGAGCUUAUCACAGCACCAAUUGACGGUACCAUCCUGGAGGGUAUUACCAGAGACUCUAUCCUGAGCUUGGCAAAGGAGAAACUCGUGCCAGAGGGAUGGAAGGUUGUUGAGCGCCAAUACACCAUGUUUGAGCUGGAUGACGCUGCAAAGGAGGGAAGGCUCCUCGAGGCUUUUGGAUCUGGCACAGCAGCUGUUGUUUCCCCAGUAAGGAAUAUCAGCUGGAAGGGCAAGAUUGUUGAUUGCGGCUUGAAGCCAGACCAAGAGGCUGGUAAGAUCGCCCAGAGCAUGAAGGAGUGGAUUGAAAGGAGACAGUACGGCGAGGAGGAGCACGAGUGGAGCUACAGAGUAUAGGAUGGGCAGAUGAUCAAGUUCUAUCGAGAUGAGUGAUGCGUUGGGCGUGGCUGAUAAGGGACGAUUUGUUUCAAAAGGUACAGGGUGAUCGGUAGGAUAUACCAGACUUCAGCCAGCGUUUGGCAAGUCGAAGGGCUGAAAUGAAAGACGGCGAUAGAGUUACAAAGUGUUCCAUAGAAACAAAAAGUCUAUCAGACAAUGCAGUCGGUUGAAU
Molecule: messenger RNA, 1703 nt
Organism: Pseudogymnoascus destructans
Lineage: Eukaryota; Fungi; Ascomycota; Leotiomycetes; Thelebolales; Thelebolaceae
Gene: BAT2
Product: branched-chain-amino-acid transaminase bat2
Exons: 2
Coding region: 275-1489 (404 amino acids)
Biological process (GO): L-valine biosynthetic process; L-leucine biosynthetic process
Cellular component (GO): mitochondrion
Molecular function (GO): branched-chain-amino-acid:2-oxoglutarate transaminase activity
Source: RefSeq, a predicted model, not a curated record